UAUUUAUCCUGACACCCCAGACGCUGUUCCGCCAAUUCAGCGCGAGCGUGGAAGCAGAUCAUCCAUAGGAAACUAUACGCCGUGAAAUUCGAUCUCCGGCGAUUCUCCGCCUUUGUGGAUGACAAUAAUGGCAUCACUCUCCGCUGCAAUUCCUCUCGUCUCCUUCUCCCGUGGCGCAAAGAAAUUGAGCAGUUUAGCCCCUGUAUCUUCGAGGACGCAUGGAUUAAACUUUUAUUUCCUCACAAAUUCACCUAGGAAUGGCAACCGGUUUUCUGUUUCAAGCACAAUGGGAACAAAUGGCGAUUCUACAGGGAUAUCUGAAAACGAAACAGCCCCUCGAACCUACACAUGGCCUGAUAAAAAGAGACCGAGGGUGUGCAUUUUAGGCGGUGGAUUUGGAGGCUUGUACACGGCUUUAAGACUGGAAUCACUUGUGUGGCCGGACGACAAAAAGCCUCAGGUCAUUCUGGUUGACCAGUCUGAACGUUUUGUUUUCAAGCCAAUGUUGUAUGAACUCCUCUCUGGAGAAGUUGAUGUGUGGGAGAUAGCUCCCCGUUUUUCGGAUUUGUUAGCAAACACAGGGGUCCAAUUCUUCCGAGACAGAGUAAAAACAUUGCAACCUUCUGAUCAUUUAGGUGUAAAUGGGCCUGGAAGUUCCGUUCCCGGAGGAACAGUCCUACUGGAAAGUGGCUUUCUUAUUGAAUAUGACUGGCUGGUUCUUGCUCUGGGUGCUGAACCUAGACUUGACUUUGUUCCAGGGGCAAUGGAGUUUGCUUUUCCCUUCUACUCUCUUGAGGAUGCAAUUAGGGUUAACGAGAAGUUGAGAAAAUUGGAUAGGAGGAACUUUAGGGAUGGUUCUACCAUUAAGGUGGCUGUUGUUGGGUGUGGUUACUCUGGAGUGGAGUUAGCUGCCACCAUAUCCGAAAGAUUGCAAGAUCGAGGAAUAGUGCAAGCCAUCAAUGUGGAGAACUCUAUCUUGCCAUCUGCCCCAGCUGGGAACAGAGAGGCUGCCAUUAAGGUUCUUGAAUCAAGAAAAGUCGAACUGUACUUGGGAUAUCUUGUCCGGUGCAUAACGAAAGCGGGUGAGUCAGAAGCUUUUGAGAACUUAAAGGAAGAUGAGAGGUAUUUGUUAGAGCUUCAGCCUGCAGAAAGAGGGUUGAAGAGUCGAACACUAGAAGCAGAUAUUGUGUUGUGGACUGUUGGUUCCAAGCCUCUGCUACCUCAAGUGGAAUCUGGAAACAUACCGAGUGAACUUCCCUUGAAUGCCAGAGGACAAGCAGAAACAGAUGAAACUCUCCGAGUGAAGGGCCACCCACGAAUAUUCGCCUUAGGUGAUUCGUCCGCUUUAAGGGAUUCCAAAGGAAGGCUUCUUCCGGCAACAGCUCAGGUAGCAUUUCAAGAAGCUGACUUUGCGGGUUGGAAUAUAUGGGCAGCGAUCAACAACCGUCCUCUAUUACCGUUCAGGUUUCAGAAUCUGGGUGAGAUGAUGACGCUGGGGAGAUACGAUGCGGCUAUAUCACCGAGUUUCAUAGAAGGGUUGACGCUGGAAGGGCCAAUCGGACAUACCGCGAGGAAGCUGGCUUACCUGAUAAGGCUACCGACGGAUGAGCACCGUCUUAAAGUUGGAAUAAGCUGGCUUGCAAAAUCCGCCGUCGAUUCCAUCGCUUCAUUUCAGAGCAAUCUUACCAAGGUACUCUCCUCACGUUCUUAAGAUCCAUGCCUUUUACUUGAGAUCAAAAGAUGACUGAUAAGUGUAGCCUCUUUUCUUCCUUCAUUGUAUAUGAUACUUUUUCUUUGGCAAAACGACUGUGCCUGUGGCUUUCGUUCGUGGAACUAAAGCUUUUUGCUGUUACACCCUUCCAGAAAAGAAAAAAAGAACAGUCGUAUGGAAAGAUUCUCGGCCUCUUGGCUCAUCC
Messenger RNA from Tarenaya hassleriana, 1916 nucleotides. RefSeq names its product alternative NAD(P)H-ubiquinone oxidoreductase C1, chloroplastic/mitochondrial. Gene Ontology annotation, biological process: aerobic electron transport chain; phylloquinone biosynthetic process. NCBI's taxonomy places the organism in Eukaryota, Viridiplantae, Streptophyta, Magnoliopsida, Brassicales, Cleomaceae. Bases 119 to 1711 code for a protein of 530 amino acids. Gene Ontology annotation, cellular component: chloroplast. The record is from RefSeq and is a predicted model, not a curated record. The transcript has 11 exons. Gene Ontology annotation, molecular function: NAD(P)H dehydrogenase (quinone) activity.